This is a messenger RNA of Tarenaya hassleriana, 1594 nucleotides long. Its product is annotated as aldehyde dehydrogenase family 2 member C4-like. Bases 11 to 1552 code for a protein of 513 amino acids. The transcript has 9 exons. Gene Ontology annotation, molecular function: aldehyde dehydrogenase (NAD+) activity. Lineage: Eukaryota; Viridiplantae; Streptophyta; Magnoliopsida; Brassicales; Cleomaceae. The record is from RefSeq and is a predicted model, not a curated record.
AUAUCUCACCAUGCAUCUGCAGUUCCAGAGAGAGAGAGAGAGAGAGAUGGAGAACGGAAAAUGCAACGGCGGCACCGCGGCGAGGUCGCCGGUGAUCAAGUUCACGAAGCUUUUCAUCAACGGCAACUUCUGCGACGCCGUUUCAGGGAAAACAUUCGAGACGGUCGAUCCGAGGAAUGAGGAAGUGAUCGCCAUGAUCGCAGAGGGAGACAAAGAAGACGUUGACUUGGCCGUCAAAGCUGCUCGCUUCGCCUUUGAUCAUGGACCUUGGCCUCGCAUGACCGGAUCCGAGAGGGCCAGACUAAUGCACAGAUUCGCGGAUUUGAUCGACCAGAACAUCGAGGAAUUGGCGUUUUUGGAUGCCGUGGACGCCGGAAAACUCUUCGAAACGGGAAAAAUUAUGGAUAUCCCAGCGGUUUCGGGUCGGUUAAGGUACUACGCCGGCGCGGCGGAUAAGAUCCACGGUGAAGUGUUGAAGAUGACCCGUCCUUCUUUGUUCGGAUACACUCUCAAAGAGCCUAUUGGAGUGGUCGGAAUCAUCACCCCGUGGAAUUUUCCGAGCAUAAUCUUCGCCAUGAAAGUGGUUCCUGCCUUGGCCGCAGGUUGCACCAUGGUGGUAAAGCCCGCGGAACAGACUCCCCUCUCGGCUCUGUUCUAUGCCCACCUCGCUAAUCAAGCGGGGAUUCCUGAUGGUGUGAUCAACGUUGUUACCGGGUUUGGUCCAACAGUCGGAGCUGCAAUUUCUUCCCAUAUGGACAUAGACAAGGUUAGCUUCACGGGAUCGACCGAAGUCGGCAGGAAGAUAAUGCAGGCGGCUGCGGCUAGUAAUUUGAAGGACGUCUCGCUCGAAUUAGGAGGGAAAUCGCCUCUUUUGAUAUUCGACGAUGCUGAUAUCGACAAAGCUGUAGAUCUCGCCCUCCUCGGUAACUUCUACAACAAGGGAGAGGUUUGCGUGGCGAGCUCUCGAGUCUUCGUCCAAGAAGGUGUAUACAAUUCACUUGUGAAGAAGUUAGUCGAGAAGGCGAAAGAUUGGACAGUCGGUGACACUUUUGAUCCUACUGCUCGCCAAGGACCACAAGUGGGUAGGCGGCAAUUCGAGAAGAUCCUCUCUUACAUCGAUCAGGGGAAGCGAGAAGGAGCAACGCUGCUAUGCGGCGGCAAUGCCAUAGGCGACAAAGGAUACUACAUCGAGCCGACGAUCUUCGUUGAUGUCACGGAGGAUAUGAAGAUAUACCAAGACGAAAUAUUUGGCCCAGUCAUGUCCCUGAUGAAGUUCAAGACGGUGGAAGAAGGGAUCGAAAUGGCGAACAACACGAGGUACGGGUUGGCAGCAGGGAUCGUGAGCAAGAACAUAGAUUUGGUGAACAGGGUUUCGAGGUCGAUAAGAGCGGGUGCGAUAUGGGUGAACUGCUACUACGGGUUCGACGUGGACUGUCCCUUCGGCGGCUACAAGAUGAGCGGCGUCGGCCAAGACAGCGGCUUGGAGGCUCUCCACAGUUACCUUCACGUCAAAUCCGUAGUCACCCCACUUCACAACUCCCCUUGGCUGUGAACCUCAUCCCUUCACCAAUAAGGGUUUUCUUCUCUUGCAUUA